CCCCCUCCCCCCCCCCGCGUCUGUCAGCCGGCGAUCGCCGGAGAUGUCAUGGCUUGCCCGCUCCAUAGCCACCUCCCUCAACAUCCCCGAGGAUUCAGGCGCCGACGACGACCCCGACGCCGUCCCCGCAGCCGGCUCCCCUCCCUCCGCGCGCGCCCCGCCGCCGCCUCACUCGGCCGCGGCGGACGGCGUCAAGGAGGACCUCACCGAGCUAUCCAAAACCCUAAAUCGCCAAUUCUGGGGCGUCGCCAACUUCCUCGCGCCCCCGCCCGGGGAGGGCUCGCCCUCGCCCUCGCCCUCCCCUUCGUCCGCGGGGGGUCAAUCCGCCGACGCGGGGACGCCCCCUGAGAUUGCCGGGAUCCGGCGCGACUUCUCCGAGAUCAGCGGCAGGUUCAGGAGCGGGAUCUCGCGGAUCUCGAGCCACAAGGCCGUCUCCGGGUUCUCCAGCAUCGCCUCCAAUUUCUUCGCCCCUGAAGACGGGGAAGAGGAGGAGUUGCUCGAGGCUGUCAACGACGAGGGGGAGGAUGAUGCGAGGCUAAAUAAGCCGGAGAAUGAGGAAGAGGCGAGGCAUGAGAGGGAGGAUGCCGAGGGGAGGCAUUACUUGGAGAGGAUGGCACGGCUUGGGGUGGCAGACGACGAGGUGAGGGAUGAGUGGAAGGAGCAAAGGGUCAGACAUCAGGCGUAUGACAACGAGGAGAGGGAUGAGUGGGAGGAGCAAAGGUUCAGACAUCGGGCGGAUGACGGCAAGGUAUGGCCUGAGGAGCUCGAGGAGGUGGAUGGCCCUGAGCUGGAACGGGCGAGGGUAAUGCAAGAGGAGGAGGUGGAGGAGGAGUGGGAUGUGAUUGGCAUCACCGACGAGGUCCUCACAUUCGCCACCAACAUUGCCAGGCACCCGGAGACCUGGCUUGACUUUCCCCUGCUACCUGACGAAGAGGAGUCUGAUGGCCCAUUCUCAUAUUUUGACAUGUCUGAUGCUCAGCAAGAGCAUGCUUUGGCUAUUGGGCACCUCGCUCCUACAUUAGCUGCUUUGCGGAUUGAACUAUGCCCAAUCCAUAUGAGCGAAGAAUGCUUUUGGAAAAUUUAUUUUGUUCUUCUACAUCCUAGACUGAGAAAGCAUGAUGCGGAACUUCUGUCCACACCACAGAUUGUGGAAGCUAGAGCAAUGCUUAUGCAACACCAGUCAAAGCAGCAUGCAACAGAGCAGUUACGUCGCCAUAAAGAUGACUUUGGAACACAUUCGGAAGAUGACAGCUCCAAGGACGUCAUGGAAGCGUUCCCAUCUGUGCGACAACAUGCAGCUUCGUUCACCCCCAUAACAGAUUUUGAGAUUGAAAAACAUCCUAUCCAAGUAAAUGAAGUCGCAGUGGUGGACAAAACAGUCAUCAAAGAGCAGCUGAGGGAGGAGGGCAGCAAGGCCUCAAAUGUUAUGCAAGAAACAUUUGAUGACGACAUAGACGAUUGGUUUGACGAGGAGGCCGAUCUCGCUGGGCACACCACCAUUCUCAUAGGCGAUGAGGAAGAUGUGUCAUUCAGUGAUUUGGAGGAUGACGAUGAUACGAAAUGAUCAUCAUCCAAAAUCCAAGCCAACCUCAGCCUGAAAACCGGGACCCGGUCAAAAUUGAUUGUUCUUCAAUAGAAAGAAGGGAAGUUGUACAAUGAAAAGGGAGCAAAUUCAGGGCCAACUUCAACCUGAAUGAAAACUGGAAAGCGGUUGAAAUUGCUUGUUUGUUAAUAGAACGGAAGUUUUGUGUACAAUGAAAGGGGAGCGGCUCCAUUUUGGUUUUAAGCUGCUCGGUUGGAUGCAAUGGUAAUAUAUAUAUAUACAGUGGGUGGGGGUGCCGUAUGGUUUGUAA
Molecule: messenger RNA, 1853 nt
Organism: Triticum urartu
Lineage: Eukaryota; Viridiplantae; Streptophyta; Magnoliopsida; Poales; Poaceae
Source: RefSeq, a predicted model, not a curated record